UCAAUCUACGGCGCAAAUUAUUACCAUUCAACUUCAAAAUAAUAAUGCCCAGUUGCAAAGGCCUCAGAAUAUUGGUGGUCCACGAAAUGGUAAUGGCCGUCAGCCUCUAAGACCUCAGGACCUAUUCAGCAAUACUUCCAUUGCUGUUCAACAUUACGCAGACCCAAAUGAAGGCACAGAAUUCAUUGAAACGCAUGGUAUAGAAAAUCCACAAUCACAGAGCAUCGAAUCAUUAACGUCGCUGAUCUUUGGACUUUCCUUCCCAUAG
Molecule: messenger RNA, 268 nt
Organism: Racocetra persica
Lineage: Eukaryota; Fungi; Glomeromycota; Glomeromycetes; Diversisporales; Gigasporaceae
Source: the annotation of a GenBank genome assembly